GUUGAGCACUGAAAGCGAGCCGCACCAGUGCCAUCUAGAACUAGAACUAGAGGAUUAGCAGACUAGGAAUCACCCAAGGAAGGCAGACCAUAAGGACACGGAGCAACAAUGACAGUGGACACUGUGCAGGAGACGCUGCAACAUGCGGCCACAUCGACAUCGGGACUCGGCUUCAGCCCCAUGCUCACCACCCUGGUGGGCACCAUAGUGGCCCUGGGAUUGUACGAGUACUGGCGCCGGAAUACACGGGAGUACCGCAUGGUGGCCAACAUACCGUCGCCGCCAGGAUUGCCGCUGUUGGGACAAGCUCACAUGGUCGCUGGCCUGAGCAAUGCAGAGAUCUUGAAUGUGGGACUCGGCUACCUGAAUAAGUAUGGCGAGACGAUGAAGGCUUGGCUGGGCAAUGUCCUCCUUGUCUUCCUCACCAAUCCCAACGACAUUGAGCUGAUCCUGAGCGGGCACCAGCAUUUGACCAAGGCCGAGGAGUAUCGCUACUUCAAGCCAUGGUUCGGCGAUGGCCUGCUGAUCAGCAACGGACACCACUGGCGCCACCAUCGCAAGAUGAUUGCCCCCACCUUCCAUCAGAGCAUUCUGAAGAGCUUUGUGCCCACCUUUGUGGACCACUCCAAGUCGGUUGUGGGUCGCAUGGGCCUCGAGACCGGCAAGUCCUUUGAUGUGCACGACUACAUGUCCACCACCACCGUCGACAUCCUGCUCUCCACCGCCAUGGGUGUGAAGAAGCUGCCCGAGGGCAACAAGAGCUUCGAGUAUGCCCAGGCCGUGGUUGACAUGUGCGACAUCAUCCACAAGCGCCAGGUCAAGCUUCUGUACCGUCUGGAUUCGAUCUAUAAGUUUACCAAGUUGCGCGAGAAGGGCGACCGCAUGAUGAACAUCAUUCUGGGCAUGACCAGCAAGGUGGUGAAGGACCGAAAGCAGAACUUCCAGGAGGAGUCGCGCGCCAUUGUCGACGAGGUGCAGGCUGUUUCGACACCGGCCACCAAGAAGGAGGGACUUCGCGACGAUCUCGAUGACAUCGAUGAGAACGAUGUCGGCGCCAAGCGCCGUCUGGCCCUCCUCGAUGCCAUGGUCGAGAUGGCAAAGAACCCCGAUAUCGAGUGGAACGAGAAGGACAUCAUCGAUGAGGUGAACACCAUUAUGUUCGAGGGUCACGAUACCACCUCGGCCGGCUCCAGCUUUGCCCUCUGCAUGAUGGGCAUCCACAAGGACAUCCAGGAGAAGGUCUUUGCCGAGCAGAAGGCCAUCUUUGGCGACAACAUGCUGCGCGACUGCACCUUUGCCGACACCAACGAGAUGAAGUACCUGGAGCGCGUCAUUCUCGAGACUCUGCGCUUGUACCCCCCAGUACCCCUGAUCGCUCGCCGCCUGGACUACGAUCUCAAGCUGGCUAGCGGCCCCUACACCGUACCCAAGGGCACCACCGUCAUCGUCCUGCAGUACUGCGUGCACCGUCGUGCCGACAUCUACCCCAACCCGACCAAGUUCGAUCCGGACAACUUCCUGCCCGAGCGCAUGGCCAACAGGCACUACUACUCGUUUAUUCCGUUCAGUGCCGGACCCCGCAGCUGUGUGGGCCGCAAGUACGCGAUGCUCAAGCUGAAGGUACUGCUCUCCACCAUCGUGCGCAACUACAUUGUCCACUCAACCGAUACGGAGGCGGACUUCAAGCUGCAGGCCGACAUCAUUCUCAAGCUCGAGAAUGGCUUCAACAUCUCCCUGGAGAAGCGCAAGUACGCGACUGUCGCUUAGGUCAUCUAUACCUGGAACACCACCACCACCAACAAGGCCCCCAGACGAUCCAACUCUGUACAUAUGCUGGACGAUGAAUCCCAGAGCCCAAGCGAACCGAACCGAACCGAACAGAUCCGAAACCGAACAGUUAGAAGCCGCCAGUUAGCCAGAGAGUCAACCCCGUGAGUGAUGGGAAUGUUCCACUUUCCAUCGUCCAUCAUCCAUCGCUCCAACUUUUUGUUAUAUCUUUACUAUACCUUUUUUGUUGGUCAUAACGCUGGUGGUGCGCGUAUAUAUCCAUAAUCCUAAUCCACUA
Drosophila persimilis is the source of this 2065-nucleotide messenger RNA. RefSeq names its product cytochrome P450 4g1 (gene Cyp4g1). Bases 109 to 1767 code for a protein of 552 amino acids. The record is from RefSeq and is a predicted model, not a curated record. NCBI's taxonomy places the organism in Eukaryota, Metazoa, Arthropoda, Insecta, Diptera, Drosophilidae. Gene Ontology annotation, molecular function: iron ion binding; heme binding; monooxygenase activity. The transcript has a single exon.